Molecule: messenger RNA, 1866 nt
Organism: Acanthisitta chloris (rifleman)
Lineage: Eukaryota; Metazoa; Chordata; Aves; Passeriformes; Acanthisittidae
Gene: GPI
Product: glucose-6-phosphate isomerase
Exons: 17
Biological process (GO): gluconeogenesis; glycolytic process; glucose 6-phosphate metabolic process
Cellular component (GO): cytosol
Molecular function (GO): monosaccharide binding; carbohydrate derivative binding; glucose-6-phosphate isomerase activity
Source: RefSeq, a predicted model, not a curated record
CUUGACUCUGAAUACCAACCAUGGGGAUAUCUUGCUGGAUUACUCGAAGAACCUUGUUACAGAGGACGUGAUGAAAAUGCUGGUGGAACUGGCAAAGUCCAGGGGCGUGGAAAGUGCCAGGGAGCGCAUGUUCAGUGGGGAGAAGAUCAACUUCACUGAGAAUCGAGCUGUGCUUCACAUUGCCCUGAGAAAUCGUUCCAAUGUGCCAAUACUUGUGGAUGGGAAGGAUGUUGUUCCAGAAGUAAACAAAGUGUUGGACAAAAUGAAACGCUUCUGCCAGAGAGUCCGUAGUGGUGAAUGGAAAGGCUACACUGGAAAGUCAAUCACUGAUGUGGUCAAUAUUGGCAUUGGUGGCUCUGACUUGGGUCCUCUGAUGGUAACUGAAGCCCUGAAACCAUAUUCCAAGGGAGGUCCUCGUGUCUGGUUUGUAUCCAACAUUGAUGGUACUCACAUAGCCAAAACCCUGGCAGAGCUUAAACCAGACACUACUCUCUUCAUCAUUGCAUCAAAGACUUUCACCACUCAAGAAACUAUCACCAAUGCAGAAACAGCCAAAGAGUGGUUCUUGCAUGCUGCUAAUGAUCCUUCAGCUGUGGCCAAGCAUUUUGUUGCCUUGUCUACCAAUGCUCCUAAGGUUAAAGACUUUGGAAUUGACCCAGAGAACAUGUUUGAGUUUUGGGAUUGGGUUGGUGGUCGCUACUCCCUGUGGUCUGCCAUUGGCCUCUCCAUUGCCCUGCAUAUUGGUUUUGACAACUUUGAGAAUCUGCUUGCUGGAGCCCACUGGAUGGAUAAUCACUUCCACACUGCCCCCCUGGAGAAGAAUGUGCCUGUUCUGCUGGCCAUGCUGGGGGUGUGGUACAUCAACUGCUAUGGUUGUGAGACCCAUGCCCUGCUGCCCUAUGACCAGUACAUGCACCGCUUCGCUGCCUACUUCCAGCAGGGUGAUAUGGAGUCUAAUGGGAAAUACAUUACCAAGAAGGGCUCUCGUGUGGACUAUAACACUGGCCCCAUUGUGUGGGGAGAGCCUGGCACCAAUGGGCAGCAUGCUUUCUACCAGCUCAUUCACCAAGGAACUCGCAUGAUUCCUUGUGACUUUCUGAUCCCAGUCCAGACCCAGCACCCAAUCAGAAAUGGGUUGCAUCACAAGAUCCUUCUGGCCAACUUCCUGGCUCAGACUGAGGCGCUGAUGAAGGGGAAGACGGCGGAGGAGGCUCGCCAGGAGCUGCGGGCGGCCGGGCUGAGCGGGGACGCGCUGGACAAGCUUCUCCCGCACAAGGUCUUUGAGGGAAAUCGACCAACCAAUUCCAUCGUGUUUACAAAACUCAACCCGUUCAUUCUGGGAGCCAUCAUUGCAAUGUAUGAGCACAAGAUAUUUGUUCAAGGAGUUGUCUGGGAUAUUAACAGUUAUGACCAGUGGGGUGUUGAGCUUGGAAAACAACUUGCCAAGAAAAUUGAGCCAGAGCUGGAGUCAGAUGCUGCAGUGACAUCUCACGAUAGCUCAACAAAUGGGCUCAUCAAUUUCAUCAAAAAACACAGAGCUUGAAAUUGAAUACUUGGAGGACAUCAACAAUCUCACCUUGGAAUACCCAAAUCUGUUGUAGUUGUGCUUUUUUCGCCACUUCUAACAAAAAUAGCACUUUACAGAUGUAGCUUCUUCACUUGUUGCAGUGAAUCUUGUUGCGUCAAGUGUUACAAAUGAAAAACUAGUUUUGUGAGCCCCUGAGAUAUGGUAUAGUUGCUUUCUAUUUUUGUGGCGGUUAAUCUAUAAAGUGCAGCUGGUAUAUUCCUCGGUUGUUAUCCCUCAGCUUCCUUAAAGAUGAUCACCUGCUGAUACUAGAGAAUAAAAGGUAUGAUGGAUGAGUAAAA